Molecule: messenger RNA, 2258 nt
Organism: Cololabis saira (Pacific saury)
Lineage: Eukaryota; Metazoa; Chordata; Actinopteri; Beloniformes; Belonidae
Gene: dpf3
Product: double PHD fingers 3
Exons: 11
Coding region: 2-1216 (404 amino acids)
Biological process (GO): nervous system development
Cellular component (GO): nBAF complex
Source: RefSeq, a predicted model, not a curated record
UAUGACUGUUGUAUUUUUUUGCAUAAGGGUCCCAAACAGCACAGAGAUUUGGAAUAUUGCGUUACAAUCCUGCACGAAGAUGGCGGCUGUCAUUCAUAAUCCAUUGAAAUCGCUUGGUGACCAGUUCUAUAAAGAGGCCAUUGAACACUGUCGUAGCUACAAUGCCCGCCUCUGUGCUGAGCGCAGCGUGCGCAUGCCCUUCCUGGAUUCCCAGACCGGCGUGGCGCAGAACAACUGCUACAUCUGGAUGGAAAAGCGCCACCGCCGGCCAGGCCAGGCGGCAGGACAGAUGUAUACAUACCCCGCUCGUUGCUGGAGAAAGAAGAGGCGACUCCACCCUCCCCUGGAUCCCCAGCUCCGCCUGUGUGAGCUCCGACUAGAAGCAGAGCUCGCCCCCAAGCGUGAGGUUCCACAGGGGGAGGCCACGGCCUUGGAGGCGCUCCUGAGAGCAGACAGCCUCCUCGAGAAGAAAAACGGCCUCACCAAGGAAGAGGAGACAUUGUUGGAAAUACAGAGAGUCCUGGAAGCAGAGGAAAACGGCGACAGUUUCCAUGACGAUGACGACUUUGAGCUCGAUACUCCAAAGAGGAAGAACAGGAACAGAGGCAAGAGCAAAGGAUCAACUCGGAGAAGGACAGAAGCCGUAAACGUUGACGACCAGGAUAAACCUUACGUCUGUGACAUUUGUGGAAAGCGCUACAAGAACCGACCCGGCCUGAGUUACCAUUACACCCACACUCACCUGGCAGAGGAAGAAGGUGAAGUGGAGGAGAAGGAAACAGAGAUGCCUCCGAAUUCUCCCCCGAGUACGGACCACCACAAACCUCAGAAGGCCUCAGAUGGCACCGUCAUCCCAAACGACUACUGUGACUUCUGCCUGGGAGACCAGGACGCCAACAGGAAAACAGGGCAGGCCGAGGAGCUGGUGUCCUGCUCCGACUGCGGACGCUCUGGUCACCCUACAUGCCUGCAGUUCACAGACAACAUGAUGCAGGCGGUGAGGACCUACCAAUGGCAGUGCAUCGAGUGCAAGUCGUGCAGCCUCUGUGGCACCUCGGAGAACGACGACCAGCUGCUGUUCUGUGAUGAUUGUGACAGGGGAUAUCACAUGUACUGCCUGAAGCCCCCAAUGACCAAGCCUCCUGAAGGAAGCUGGAGCUGUCACUUGUGUCUGGAUCUGUUAAAAGACAAGGCGUCAGCCUUCGGCGAAGCAUAAACCCCCAUAAAUCACUCACACACGUGGAAUAUGUGUUUGUACAUAUAGAAUAAGUGUUUGACAUAACAUUCACAGUUAGAAAGACUGAGACUAAGACGGAUUCUAGACCCACACACAAACACAGACAAGUCUUCAAACACAUGCACGCACACAUUCCAGUGCAUUAGCAGGCUCAGGGCAGUUUCCUGUGUGAGGUGCAGCGACCCUCUACCUCUCAUAUAACCAUGCAACACUCAGCAGAUGCAAAUGCCAUCAGAGUGCAGUUUUGACCACAAUUCAGCUAAGAGCAGGUCUGCUGUUCAGUCCUUUCUCUACCUCACCACCCAGAAGACGGCAAGAAGCCAACGCGUGACUCUUGGCGGCCAAUACUGUGCAGCGCAGUGCGUGUGAAGUACAUGUUUAUUUUACAGCAAACAUUUUAAAGUCUCUGGACAUUAUCCGUGCUGAUUAAAAUUUAUUGGGAUACGAUGGGAUGUGUAUGUGGAAGGUAUUUGCUAAAGCUGUGUCACUUCCUUCCUUUGCUGCUGUUGAUCUCCAGCCGGGGAACCUGAGUGAGUUUGACUGAUGUUUGUUUAAAUCUCUCCUUCCAGCUCCGCUCCUCUCCCAUGUUUAGACUUCACAGUGACGUCCCUGUUUCAUAUCUGGACAGACACUGUGCUGGUAGUUAUCCCAUUUUUCACAGGUUUUUGUCAAGCUUUGUGAAAUUUAUAUCCGCUGCUCAGAGGAAAUGGGGGACAAGGCAGCCUUGACUAUCUUUCUUUUUGGAGCCAGGUGAUAUGUUUCACCUAGAUCUGUUUUCUUUAUCUUUAACAGUUGCUCCGGGUGACGCUUGGCAAGCGAUUUUGAAUUUCUAUGCAUUGAAUGAUACACUCAUUUAUGCAUUGCAGAUGAUGGUUCAGUGUAGCUGUCAAGGAGAUCCUUGUUUCUGUGAAUUAGUAGACCGUUUUUGUUUCAAUACCACCAACAUUUUGAAUGAUAAAUAUGAAAUAAUAUUAUAUGAACAUGACCAGAAAAUUUCACACAAUAUUCCGGUGUUCAAAUG